This is a messenger RNA of Lolium perenne, 1247 nucleotides long. RefSeq lists its product as uncharacterized. Gene Ontology annotation, cellular component: endosome; plasma membrane; clathrin vesicle coat. Gene Ontology annotation, biological process: endocytosis. Lineage: Eukaryota; Viridiplantae; Streptophyta; Magnoliopsida; Poales; Poaceae. The record is from RefSeq and is a predicted model, not a curated record. Gene Ontology annotation, molecular function: clathrin binding; phospholipid binding.
GCGGACGCACCCACGCGGUCGCGCGCGCGCAAAAUAGUCGUCCGGCUGACGUGACACCACGACACGACACGCCGCGUCGCCUCCAUCUCGUUAUAUCCACCUCCGACUCCGAUCCACCUCGGCGGCAUCGCGUUGGUCCGGAGGGUUCGAGGGGAAAAAGAUCGAGGUGGGGAAUUUCGUUGGUGCUGCCCGCCGGCCGGCCAUGGACGCGCCAUUCUUCCACGAGCUCCGCCGCCAGGCCUCCUCCUACCUCACCGGCAAGAUCCGCUCCGCGCGCCUCGCGCUCACCGACGUAACCCCCACGCAGCUGAUGACGGAGGAGGCGACCAACGGGGACGCGUCGCCGCCGACCGCCAAGACCAUGGGCCUCAUCGCGCGGCAGGCAUUCGACAUCGACGAGUACGUCAGGAUCCUCGACAUCCUCCACACCAGGCUGGCCACGUUCGACCGGCGGCAGUGGCGGGAGCCCUACAAGGCGCUGCUCCUGCUGGAGCACCUCCUCACCCACGGCCCACGCAGCGUCGCGCUCGAGUUCCAGAAGGACAGGGCAGUCAUCCGGCAGAUGGCCAAAUUCCAGCACGUCGACGAGAAAGGCUUCAACUGGGGCGCGACGGUGAAGGGCAAGUCGGAGCGAGUGCUGAGGCUGCUGGAGCGGGGCCCGUUCCUGGAGGAGGAGCGCGAGCGGGCGCGCAAGGUGGCGCGCCAGAUCAGCGGCUUCGGCAGCUUCAACCUCAGGACAGGCGGCAGCGGCAGCUCCAGCUCCUCGCGCGCGCAGCUCUGGGGCGGCGAGGACGGCGCGGCGCCGCAGGUGUACGGGCGCAGCCACUCGCAGUACGAGCAGGGCCGGCGGUGGGACGAAGACGACGUCGGCGAGGACCAGGAGGACAAGGAGAACCUCAUCGCCACCGGGAGCGGGCGCGAGGAGGCUGUGGAACUGGAGGAGCGGCACCACCGCCACCCGUUCCUCGGCUUCGGGCAGCAGCGGCCGGAGGCGACGCUGCUGCUCGGCCAGUGAUCAACAAGGACGAGCCGAUGGCCUCUACCCUAGUCUCCUGUACUGUACCGUUCUGUGUACUAGCAUGUCCCGUGUGUGUCGUCAAAAAAAAAAGCGUCAGCACGGUCAGUCCUUUGCUGACGUUGCCGGACGCUUUAGGGCCGUGUUCUUCCUCUCUGUUCGAACUUGUACAGAAUGUUGUUCCUUUCCUCCAGCAAGGUUCCGCUGCGCUGCUACGUGCGCUCUGGCCGUC